This is a messenger RNA of Synchiropus splendidus (mandarinfish), 9989 nucleotides long. RefSeq names its product kinase non-catalytic C-lobe domain-containing protein 1. The coding region runs from base 547 to 5970 and encodes 1807 amino acids. The record is from RefSeq and is a predicted model, not a curated record. The transcript is spliced from 32 exons. Gene Ontology annotation, biological process: small GTPase-mediated signal transduction. Gene Ontology annotation, molecular function: guanyl-nucleotide exchange factor activity. Lineage: Eukaryota; Metazoa; Chordata; Actinopteri; Syngnathiformes; Callionymidae.
UCGAAGUCAUAGACAAGAAGGUCAAUUUAAAUGGCGCAUUGUGUUUCAAGUCAUUCAUUUCGACUCCGUUUUGUUGCGGAGUGGCAGCUUUGUCCGCUCGCUAAUGUGUUAGCAUUUCCUAUCAGGUCGGCUAAAACCGGACGAAGUCGAGGACGAGGCGCCGCUUGGAUAUUUAUGUGUGUACUUUUAGUCCAAGUAACUGCUGAAGCGUUACAAACUGGCGUUCGCUACGUUUAUAUUGCUGUUGUUUUCAAAUAGAACCGGCAUGAAUGUGUGGGCGCUUCAGCGAAACAACCGGCUUCUUGUCCUCCGUUUGUGCUGAACGGCGUCUGAGCGUAAGAUGAAGCGUCUCCACGGGGAUGUAAAGGAACUCAGCAGUUAGUGGCGGAGGAGCUCGGUAAACUGCAGAUGAUGAGGGACGCCGGGCGGUAACAAGGAGGACUCGGUAGUGAAUGUGUCUGGAGCGUGCGGAGGCGUGCGGCCAACUGUGGCUCCUCUCCCGAGCUGCGGCUCUCUGUCGCCUCCAUCUGCGGGGGUGGAGUAGCCAUGGCAGCCUCCGACACCGGUGGCCGACAACACCGCCCCUCUUCACGCCGAGGAUGUGGCCAUCGACUGAGCAGGACUGCGGCGAUCAGCCAUAGGCGAGUGGAAUGUCCUUCAGUGGCUGCGAAACAGCCGUCGACUGAAGUUGGUGAAAUGGAGAGUCACGUCAGCGAUGCCGUUCCCUUCAUGGCCAGGACCGAGGAGAGAGACGGGUGUUUGGAUCUGGAACACCUGCCUCCACUGCUGGAGGAUGAGGAAAACGUGUCCUUAGCAGACCUCCUGUCGUUGCGGGAUCGCUGCCUCUCAGAGGAGGAAGUGUGGGCAGUGUGUGCUGAGUGUGUUCUGGCCCUGCAAAGCAUCCGUCCAUCCCAUCUCUUCCACACCCUGUGUAUCACGCCGGACACUCUGGCCUUCAAUGCUCAUGGGAAUGUUUGCUUCAUGGAGCAGCUGAGUGACGAUCCUGAGGGCUCCUUUGUGCCUCCCGAGUUUGACAGCACAGGCAGCACUUUUGAGGGCCAUGUUUACUCUCUGGGCUCGACACUUUCUGCGGCACUCAACUUUGUCAUUGAGCCAGAGCUGGAAGCUGAGCUGGGAGAAGAAAUGCAGAAGCUACUGGAGCAGAUGCAGGAGGAAAAACCUGAGGAUAGGCCUCUCCUGCAGGAUGUCCUCUCCCUGGCUCUCACAAGACUGUCUGACACCUCAUCUACAGCCGUGUGUCGCAAACUGUCCUCAGUGGGCCGGCGCGUUCUGUCAAUCGAAUCUGUGUCGACCUUUCAAGAUGGACAACAAGGCACCUGGGAGGCGAGAUGGCAACACUCCAAGCCCAGAUGUCUGCUGAAAAGAUUGAGUUCCGAUGAUGCCACAGAUGACUCGGAUGAGUUUGUGAGGUCACAUUGUCUUUCCAGGCAGCAGGUGUGCGCCGGCUGGGAUUCCACUCUGUGGGCUGAGGAUUUGGACAGUACCAGUGGUCGCAGCGGAAUCAUGAAUGACAGCUUGGACUGCAGGUCCUUUAACAACUCCCCGGUGAGAAGACGAGUCCAGCAGAAACCCAAAGGAGCCCUCAACCGCUCCUGCUCCGUGCCAGACUCCAACAACCCCCCCUGUCCUUCCCCUCCAACGCCAGGAGACAUCAGCAUCCCUGUGUGUGACCUCACUGAAAUAGGAACAGAUGAACACUCGAGUUGUGCCUCAAUGUGGAGCAGCAGACUCCAGAGACUCGAGCGAGGAUUGUCCUGCGACCCUGACUACCUCAGCAACUCUACUAGUGACACGCAGACAUCACAGGAGAACCUGGAUGCUACAGAAUCUGCAUGUCAGGAGGACACAAGCUUUCAAGCAGAUUUGAAGAUCUCAAAUCAGGAUUUAACAUAUUCCUCUUCUUCCUGUCUGGAUUGUGAUUCGCCUGUGGACCAGAGGUCAUUGAACAACCUCUACGAUUCAAAUAACUUCAUGACAAAGAGCAUGCUGUGCCUUAAUGAAGAAUCUCAGGAUGAGUGGAUCUCGCUGCGUGAGCUUCUGACUCGCAGUGGCUUGAGGCUGACGGUUAAUGAGCUCUGGGCUCUGUGUUACACCUGCUUGUCCUCUCUGCAGACCUACAUCGACUUUCCAGCAUAUUUAUGUUUGGACACGGUUUUUGUGGGCUGUGAGGGAGAGAUGCUCUUCUUGAGGCCGAAAAAUUUGGGAUCCAGGGAUGAUUUUUUUCUCGCUCCUGAAUAUCAAGAGCAUGGCAUUGUGACUGAGAAGGCGUGUGUUUACGGAGUCGCUGCUAUUCUGUGGGCCGCAGCCAAGUUCAGUCUCUCACCCUGUCAGAAGCUGGCAAUACCUCACAAGCUCAAGAGGCUGCUGCUGGAGAUGGCAAAGAGGACUCCCAUGGAGAGACCCUCCAUCAUCACAGCUAAGAAGUGCUGUCGUGACUACUUGACAAACCAGGGAACAAGUGCUGAGGCAGUGUGGAGCGAGCUCAUCUGUCGAGUUCACCCGCCCACCUCCAGGGCCAUGGAUGGGGAGGUACUGACUGCAGUUGGCAUUCCUCAGAGCUCAAGUGAGGAGUCUGUGCAGAGCAUCAGUGGCUUUGUUCCCAUGGCCACUGAGAGCCGACUGGCUCCUGUUCCUGGCCCUGUUCCCUACAGCUGUCCAGCCCACGAGGAACUCCGUCUCCCAGAAGCCUUCACUUCCUCAGCCACACACUUCGCCCCCAUUAUCCUGACCUGCCACGACCAGUCGGGAGAGGACCGAAGCCUUGGAGAAGCCAUUGAAGAGGUUGUGGAUGGAUUCACUCACAGCUUCAAGCAUAUGGAAGACGCAAGCCAUCAUUUUGCCGUGAACACUGAAGCUGAUGUACUCACAGAAGUACCUGUUCAUCCGCCACUCGUAAAUUCAACUUUUAUGCCUUCGGAUGACAAGGCCUCGUUCAUCUCUGCUUCUGCACCUGAUAUUUCUCGUCUCAGUGUCUCACCGUUAUCCUCGAACCUCAUCAGCCACAGCGUUUUCAACAACUAUCUCUUCUGUCAGCAUCCCACCACAGGACGUCUUUCUUUAGUGCCCAUCCAGGUCCAGGCUCCUAAAUCCUUCCCUGGGUUGGAGAUAAAUCUCUCCCUGUCUGAGCAGGCUUUGCAGGGACUGAUCACAAAUCCUGAGGGCACUGAUGGGGCUUUCAUCGCCUGUCAGAGUGUACUCAUGAAGGACGAGCCCCGGAUAUACGCUCAGCCAUCACCUUGUUUUAAAGACUCCUCCAGUAUUUUCGACGGCAAUACUCCCACAGCCUACGAUGAACACACAAUUCCAAGAUCACAGGAUGAGAUUACACCUGAGUCAGGAUCCUCUGGAGUUCUACCCGCCCUGCAGGAGGUGAUCGAUCUGCUCAAGGGGGAGUUUUCACUUAAUAGCCGGCUGGAUAAUGAACACCAGGAAUCCCCCAUGGGGGAGUACAUCUUUUCUCUGAAGGACCUCCCGUAUCAAGUCUUUGCCAGUGUUGUUAAAGAAAGAUUCUGCCAUUUGUAUUGGGAAGAAGAUUUACUGGGAGUGCUGCACUGUCUGGUGAACCACAGCCAAGCCAAACUAGACUCUAACAAGCCGCUUCCAUCAGAGGCGGAGGAAAGUGCUGAAACCACUCGACCCUCCAGCGCCGCCGUCUGUGAAGGCAACGAAGACGGCUGUUUACAUGGUUGUCUGGACCUGAAUGGAAACAUUCAAACUGUUGGACCUUCAGCUGUUGACACUCGGGAAAGAAGAUAUGAGCCGACGUCUCAUCCGGAGGAGGAGGGUGUGCUUCAGCCGGAGUUGAGAUCGCAGCCUUACUAUCAAGGCACCGAGAGGGUCGGUUCAAACGCUGGGGUCAUGGAGGCUGGAGAGCACUCUACGGGAGGCAGCGAUGAAAGCCCCUCUGAAGCCGAGUAUCUGUCAGGCGGAGAGGCAGAGCUGUGCGGAUCACAGGACUUGCAGACGAGCCCCGCUUGUUCUGAGGAGAUGGAGGACAGCGACUCUCUGGUGUCAGAGAGACUCUUGUCUCCCGGAUUCAGAGCCGAAGGACCUGGCCUGAGCUUCAGUCCCGCCUGGGCUUUAGCUCUCUAUGGAGAGGACUACUUCGACCAGGAUGUGGUCAAGUAUGCCGUUAAUCUGGGGCAACACACUGGAACACCAGGUCUGGAUGUGAAAACACAGGAGCUGCAGCAGCAGCUGAUAAUCGAAACAAGGAACCUUAAGAGAACAAGAAAUUUCUACCAGAAGCUGAUCCAACAAGAGCGGAAAAAUAAAGGUUGUGAGAGCAAAGUCAUGCUGUCUAAACUGAAGUCACAGCUUGAAGAACUCCGGUCUAAAGUGGUCUUUCUAGAUUCCGUCAAGCGAUAUCUUGAGAUCCAACGAAUAGACCAGUGUGGACUGGAUGUCUCUCUGUUGCCCUCCCUUGUCACCACUCUAUCAGAGGAGUCUUUGGCCUUGAGCUUUGGAACCCGAGAAGGAAAAAGUGCCCUGCAAGCAGGAACUCCACUCGGCCUGAUGACGUAUCUCUACGCCAGAAACGCUGCAGUAGAGGGCUACAUCCAGCAGUUCCUUUACAGUUUUCGUUUUUUCUGCACCCCUGAUCAGCUGCUGCAGUUCAUCGUGGAAACCUAUAGCAGUGCUGCAAGAGAUGGACCAGAUGUGUCAGACGACAGCUCCAAGAUCCUCCACAGAAGCCUGGACCUGCUCCACUUGUGGAUAACUGACUGUAAACAAGUGGACUUCCCGGUCAACUCCGCUCUUCGAAACGAAUUGGAGGAUUUCCUGAACACCGAGGUAAUUCCCAUUGACAGCAGAGGUGAGGUCAUUCUCACGGCUCUUCACAGCUCUCCAAGUGACAACUGGAGCAAAGAACAAGAUGGUCUCGUCAGAUAUGAGGAAGAUGAUGAUUCUUUAAAGCUCUACUCAUCACCUGAAGAGCUCGGAAGAAGGUGGAGGUUCUCCAAGGUGGUGGAGCCGUCGACACCUAAAGACAACGCCUUCUCCAUCGCUGCAGCAUUGCCAGUUCCCUGCUACAGCUCCUUGCUGGACGAUCUCUCCAACGUCUGUCUCCCUAGCGAUGAGCGAGUCCCCUUCAGUCAGAAGGACUGCAGUGUCCAGCAUGUAGCUCAGCAGCUCACCCUCCUGCAGCAGGAACUUUUCCAAAAAUGCCACCCAGUUCAUUUCCUCAACUCUCGAACACAAGGAGUGGGAAACAAAGCAGUCAAUCCUACCAAGAAUGCGUCUCACCACCUUUCACCAGUAGAGGGAGGCAGUGCACCUCCGUCUGAAUCAGACUGUUUCCUCCCGCAGCUGCUCUCCUAUGCAGACAAGGUGGCCAACUGGAUCUCUGGUGAACUCGUCAUCUGUGACUCUGUCAAGACACAAGUCGCCCUGCUGUCCAAGUAUCUGUGCGUCGGCAAGCACUGCUACGAGUCCAGGAACUUCGCCACUGCCAUGCAGGUCCUGCGAGGACUGGAGAACGUGAUCGUCAAGCAAUUACCAGCUUGGAAACAUCUGUCUGCUAAGGUGCUGGAGAUCCUGGAGGAGCUGCAAGCUGUGCAGGUGUUUCUGAAAAGUGACGACUUGUGCCUGAUGGGGGGAGAGCACAGGAGGAGGAGGCCCACCCUGCCGGCAGCUCACAUCCUGGCCAUGCACGUCCAGCAGCUGGAGAUCGGCGCCUUCGCCCUCACCAGUGGAGCAUACAAGUGGACCAAACUCAAGGGCAUAGCCAAAGUGGUGAGUCAGGUUCACGCCUUUCAGGAGACGGCGUUCCCCUACAAAUCGGACUGGAAGCUGCAGGCGUACCUCCGGCACCGCAUCGCACAGCUGGGCAAUUCGGAUAUUCACCUGCUGGCAGCUGGUAACAACGCGAACUUUCAGCAGAGCACGGAGCGACAGACCAAGAAGAUCCAGGACACGCUGAGGCGAGUGAAGGCCACCUUCCAAUGAGACUCUGACUGGGAGCUGCUCACCAGCUGCAGGUCUACACGUCACUGACAUGAGACCUAUUUAGAUGCCACUUUACAUUUCACCUGACUUCCUCCGCUUCUGUUAUGAACCAGGGCUUCUCAGGUUUAGUCAGUUAAGAUUUAAAGGUCUUAAUGAUCUUUUGUUUUUAACUUUUUCCACCUUUCAUUUAGCUGAGGGUUCAGUCCGAGGUGGGAGACCCCGACUGCCCCGGAACGACCCGGGAGGAGCACUAGGUGUAAGAAUUUUAAGUCAGUUUAACAGUGUUUCCGCAUCUGCACCUGCUAUACUUGGAGCUUUUCUCUCUCCACCGUCUGUGUCUGAGGAACAGCAUGACCUUGAGAUGUUUGAACUCCUCCCAACCCAGCUUGGACAGGAGAAAAGCAGAGCUCCUGACACGGUUGGAGGUCAGGUGGAGCACGUACUGUAUGAGCGACAUGAUGAGAAGUGUAACCCAUUGUUAACCCUCAGAGAUCCUACAGUGUGAGGAGCUGGUCCUCUGAACACUUGACACAACACAUUAAUCUGGAGGAAAAUUUGAAGUUCCCCUGGACCAGACUAAACACUCCAGACACGGUAUGAUGUGUUGGCCCCUACAGCCCUCCAUCGAUGCCCCUGGUCCACCCUGUCGCCCCAGAACUGAUCUGCUCACCAUUUUGGGAAGAAUGGUAAGGACCACUGUGACAAGUGAUGUGAAGCUCCCUCUCAUGACAUCCAGAAUUCACCAUCUGCCAUUCAUAAAGGGUCAUAAAAGCUCCUCACCAAACAGGUUAUGUAGCACUUCCAGUAAACCAGCUGGCUCGAGUAGUUUUUAAUACUCUCAAUUAUGUACAGCACAGAAAGAAAUCGUGUUUAUUUAUGUACAUAGAUGAAGGGUACAGCCUGUCGGUCCUUAUUGAAAUGUCGGUAAUAAAACAUAUUGACCUUCGUGGUCGUGAAAGGUUUUCUUGUUUUAAUUAUUUGCGUUUUUGUACUUAUUAUCGAUGGAAUUUGUUGAUGCCGCUUUCUCAUUAAUGCUAUUCAAAUGCCUAUUUUCUAACAGACUCCCGGAUCAUCCUCAAAUCUGCCGCUAGGAACAUUCAGAUGUCGACUGGCAAAGUCAGUGUGUCAUUUUGUUUUAGUGUUAACGUGUCCGACAUCAUCAUAUAUUUCCGUAAACAGAAGUCAACAUUUGCAGUUGUUGACGUGAAGGUGAAAAAAAAAAUGCUCUGCCAUAUGAACAUGUGCCAUAACUCAUCCCGACACAUUGCGGCAUACCGUCGUGCCAAACGCUAGUUAAAGAUUGAAAUGAUGCCAGUGUGUUUUUUUUCCUUCCCCCAUGCUACACGGCACGCGGAUGGAAAGUGACUCGCUGUGAAGAUUUGCUUAAUUUAGCCAAAUAAAUGAGAUUAUGUAACUUCUCCUCUUGCCAAAGCGAAUUAUUCUCAUGCAACAUCUGCGCUUAAAUGGCAGGUUCCACUCCCGUUCCAUCUGUCGGGGAGAGCGGAGGCGCGUGUUUCGGCUCCUGUGGGGAUUUAUAGUGUAAAUGUACACUAACGGUCGCGUUAUUAUGAUUUCUGCUUAGCAUAUUAGAGGUGUUAAAUAGCUGCAUGAGUUUGUUAUCAGACAGCCUUUCUGUCUCCUUGUUGGAUCCCAGCUCACACGCGCAUCAUUCUUCCUAACAGAAUUGAUAUGGAAAUCUUGCUCUAACUUGUUUUCCUGUCCUGUAUUCUGUAGUCAUUGGGGGACAAUUUUCAUUUGAGGCACCUCAGCAGAACAUUAUGCAGAUUUGUGAGGAGUGGUGGGAGUGCCACAAUUCAGGAAUAGAUUAGUAGAAAUAAAUGAGAAUAAGUGGGAAUAUUGAAUUCUCUUCACCCAUAAAAUUCCAUCAACUAGAGCAGGCCUGUCCAACCUGCGGCUCUUUCCCCAGUUUCAUGCGGCUCUUCACCAAAUGAGCCGCCGAACUGGCUGUGACUUUUGGUCAAGUUGCUAUUGAGAUGAUGGUUUAUACAGGAAAUAAGAUGGAAAAGUAAGAGCUAUUCCUGCGAAAUGUCAAACUAUUGUUCAAAGACUUUGACUUGCGUUUAACUUACAUAAACAAUAAACCUCGCCAGCAUUGAAUUGACUUGGGGCACAUUCAAUGCCGAUGUGACUCGGGGUCCUGAGACUUGGAUCAGACUUGGUCAUCAGAUCCAAGAUCCACACGACUGACAUGACUUAGUUCCACAAGAUCUGCCAUGUGUUUCACCUGUUAUUCAUUGUUGAUGGUGGUGAAGUCUGUUUAAUUCAGUGGAGUGAAGAUGAGACGCUCCAGUCUGCAGCGUCGCUCACACACACAGUCCGGGGCCACGUUACUGGUGGCAUCAGCCACGUAGAAAAUAUAGAAGUAAAAUAAAUGGCGCACACAUUUCCAUCUACGCCGCUUGAUAUUUUGAGGAGGAUCAUGGUAAAAUGUAUGAAUUUUAAAAAUGCAUGCACGUAGACAUACGCAAACCAGCAACUUUGUCUUUGUCUCACGUGCACAUCUCUGCAUAGAGAUGUGCUUUAACCGCUAUACUGCCGCUAAGUCACAUGACCAGCUGUUCAGGUGAAGCCUUACAGCCUGACAUGUUUGUAGCAUGUGGCUCUUGUCAGCAACACAGUAAAACAAUGUGGCUGUGAGCCUCUGACUGGUUGGGCACCACUCGACCAGAGCCAUCUAUAUUGUGUUGAGCGAUCAUGGAAGUAGACCACAAAUCCAGAGAGAGGGUGGAAAUAAACUACAGUCUGUUUGACCAAAUCACUUUGUUCAAAGUCUGGCUCCGGGGCCAUUGAUGACCCCCUGAUGACGCCCACUACCUCUGACAUCAUCACCCCCCCACUCCCCCCUCCACAGAACUCAGAUGAAACCAAUCAGAUCUGCAGCCACCCAAACCAUCAACUGUCCUUUCAUAGAAGUAUUUAGGAAACAGGGCGGAUUAUCAUCUGUAAUCCCUCUUCAGAGUGGACACGCCUUUCACUUUUAAGUGGCUCAGCGUUUGUCUUUGAUUGUCGUCCGUCAUGUGACAAGCCGGAGACGACACUGGCUGUGUGCUGAUCAAUCAGUGCUGGACUUGUACCUUUGACUGUUUAAUUGAAUUAGUCUUGUGUUUAAAAGGUUCUAUAGUCAAUGUUUAGGGAUUCUUUUUUUAUACUAAAUCAUAUUGCUUUGGUUGAAAUGGAUGGAAAAAAUACAAGUCUUAAAAACUGAUACAUUUUUUUAACAUGUCGAAAAUAUAUUUAGGAAAGUUUUUCAUGUGUUUUUUGACAACACAAUGAGAAAAUGACUGGAAAAAUGACAGAUAAAACAGUAAAAUAAUGUUAAUGCCCAAAUAAAAAUACUCUCACAAUAGUGACCCAUGGUUUUGAUCGAGACAACACACGUUUGUGAAGCUGUGAAAUGUACACAAAAAUACAUUCAUAUUGAUACAGAAAGUAUUUCAGUACGUGAUCAUAGGUGGUGAUGUCAAGCUGAGUGGAGAACUCUGAUGUAAUUACCGGUGCAUUCCAACGAUGAUGAAGUGCAUUGAUGCAUUCUGGGAUUAGCUGAGAAGCCAGGUUUCAAUUUCAGGCCAAUUUGUAUCAUUGAAAUACAGAUGGAAAAAAGUGAACGGGAAUCAAAUACUCAUGUAGAGUGAGUGUAACUUGUGUCAGUGUGAAAGUUACUUUUGUCAAUAUUUCUGCUGUCGCUCAUCAAUACAUUGGCUGGAUGAGAGUCUGUGAACUUGCUUUAUGAAGCAACCCUCUACUUUCUGACACAACCGUUUGGACGUGUUGCUCAUGAAUGAAGCGCAGAAGUCGCUGCAAGAGUCUUUCCUGUUCAGCCAGUUGUUUCAUGAGGACGGUUGUUGUUUUGAUGGGCUGCUUUGUGCCUGGCGUGUGGUCGUGUGUGCGUUAUCAAUGUUGUUAUGUGAACAUAUCUGCGAAAACUAUAUUUGUAUUAAAAUGGCACAAGCAAUUUUAUAUGUGUCAAAAGUUUUAAGCUCCUGCUAAACAAAUUUAUU